This is a messenger RNA of Carya illinoinensis, 1032 nucleotides long. RefSeq names its product REF/SRPP-like protein At1g67360. The record is from RefSeq and is a predicted model, not a curated record. Bases 154 to 855 code for a protein of 233 amino acids. Lineage: Eukaryota; Viridiplantae; Streptophyta; Magnoliopsida; Fagales; Juglandaceae. The transcript is spliced from 3 exons.
ACCCGGUCCGAUGUAACAAAGUUACUAGCGAUUAUUCCGUCGUUACUAUAAAUAACGACUCUCUGCAACCCACAUCCCAAGGGUAUUUUUCAGUUUCUACGCCACCAGAUUUUGCUGUAAACAAACGCAAAAGAAAACCAACUUUGAUUCGCAAUGGCAUCUCAGGAUACGGAGACCGAGACAAAGAAUCAGCGACUGAAGCACCUAGGGUUCGUGAGGAUGGCGGCGAUUCACACGCUGGUGUGCGCGUCGAACCUUUACGAUUACGCGAAGCAGAACUCGGGGCCUCUGCGAUCCACCGUCAGCACCGUAGAGGGUGCCGUGACCACCGUUGUGGGCCCAGUUUACGAGAAAUUCAAGGGCGUGCCCGAUGAUCUCCUUGUUUUCUUUGAUAAGAAGAUAGAUGAAACUUCACAGAAGUUCGAUGAGCAUGCUCCACCUUUGGCGAAGGGGGUUGUGAGCAAAGCUCACGGUUUAAUUCAGAAGGCAUCUGAAAAGGCUCAAAAACUGGCAAGGGAGGCUCAAAUUGGGGGUCCUCGUGCUGCUGUGCACUAUGCUGCUUCAGAGUACAAGCAGUUUCUUCUGUCGCAAAGUUUGAAGAUGUGGAUUGGACUGAACCAGUUUCCACCAUUGCACGCGGUGGCUGGGAAGGCUGGGCCUGCGGCUGCUCAUUUGUCGGAUAAGUACAAUCACGUGGUGAAGGACAUGACUCAGAAGGGCUACCCUAUUUUUGGGUAUUUGCCUUUAGUUCCUCUUGAGGAGAUAUCCAAGGCAGUUAAGCAGAAUGGGUAUGGACAAGGAGGAGAUGCGGCAGCAUCUGCACAACAUAAAUCAGAUUCUUCUGAUUCAGAUUAAAAGAGUUCCUGUUUCCUUCAAAUAUGCUUUGCAUCUCAUUGUAAUGUGUUCCGUGGGGACCUAGUUGGAGUAUACAUGGGCGUGGGAAAUGUUGCCUGGUUUUGAUUGUAAUUUACUUUUCAUCUGUCUCAACUUGCAAGAGCACCUUUAAUGGUUUAUCUAUUUUAUUUUUUAAAA